UUACAGCUUACAGCUAACCUAACUUCAGACAGCUUUCUCACACGAUAUUAUCCGGUCUAUAGAAAAGACAUGAGUCAAAUAACCUGUUAAAUAAUAAAUAACACGACUUAAUAUAAUUUUUAAUUUAGUAUUUGAUAUAUUUGUAAUAUUUUGCAAUGGUGCGCAAACUCAAAUUUCAUGAGCAAAAAUUGCUCAAAAAAGUAGAUUUCAUUAAUUGGAAAGUUGACAACAAUUUACAUGAAGUAAAAGUUAUGAAAAAGUAUUGUAUACAAAGGAGAGAAGACUAUACCAAAUAUAACAAAUUAUCUAGAAAUAUUAGAGAAUUAGCUUUAAAAAUUAAAGAUGUAGAUCCAAAGGAUCCUUUCAGAACAGAAAAAAGUGCAUUGUUGUUAGAAAAAUUAUAUGUUAUGGGUUUAAUUCCAACCAAGUGGGAUCUCAGUCUUGCUCAAAAAGUGACAGCAAGUUGUUUCUGUCGAAGGAGGUUACCAGUUGUCAUGGUUCGAAAUAAAAUGUCCGAAACAAUAAAAGGCGCUACAAAGUUGAUACAACAAGGCCAUGUAAGAGUUGGUCCAGAAAUAGUGAAAGAUCCAGCAUUUCUUAUAACUAGGACACUUGAAGAUUUUGUUACAUGGGUCGAUGGAUCUGCUAUAAAACGACAUGUUAUGGAAUACAAUGAUAUGAGAGAUGAUUACGAAUUAGGAAUAUAAGGUGAUUCAAAGCAUAGAAAUAACAGAGGAACAAGCUGAUAAUCUUUGCUGUAUUUUACAUAUAUUUGAUGUAUUUAACAUUGUUAAUAUAUUUGCAUUAAAUAACAUUUUAUAUUCUUUAUCACUAAGUUUCCAUUUUUGGAAUGAUAUGUAUUUAAUCAGUACCAUUUUAUAUUCAUUUUAACUAGACACUAGUACAUUGCGUGUACUCUUGAUAUGCAUAUACAUAUAAAAAAUAUUAAUAUAUACA
This is a messenger RNA of Ctenocephalides felis (cat flea), 957 nucleotides long. Its product is annotated as U3 small nucleolar ribonucleoprotein protein IMP3-like. Lineage: Eukaryota; Metazoa; Arthropoda; Insecta; Siphonaptera; Pulicidae. The coding region runs from base 156 to 707 and encodes 183 amino acids. Gene Ontology annotation, cellular component: small-subunit processome; small ribosomal subunit; Mpp10 complex. The transcript is spliced from 4 exons. The record is from RefSeq and is a predicted model, not a curated record. Gene Ontology annotation, biological process: rRNA processing. Gene Ontology annotation, molecular function: snoRNA binding; rRNA binding; structural constituent of ribosome.